This is a messenger RNA of Carlito syrichta (Philippine tarsier), 3747 nucleotides long. It is a transcript of the gene STXBP6, whose product is annotated as syntaxin binding protein 6. The transcript is spliced from 5 exons. Gene Ontology annotation, biological process: exocytosis; Golgi to plasma membrane transport; regulation of SNARE complex assembly. The coding region runs from base 31 to 663 and encodes 210 amino acids. The record is from RefSeq and is a predicted model, not a curated record. Gene Ontology annotation, cellular component: plasma membrane; exocyst. Gene Ontology annotation, molecular function: phosphatidylinositol-4,5-bisphosphate binding. Lineage: Eukaryota; Metazoa; Chordata; Mammalia; Primates; Tarsiidae.
UUCACUGUGUGCCCUCCUCGCUUGUACACAAUGAGUGCCAAAUCUGCCAUCAGCAAGGAAAUUUUUGCGCCUCUUGAUGAAAGGAUGCUGGGAGCUGUCCAAGUCAAAAGGAGGACAAAGAAAAAGAUUCCUUUCUUGGCAACUGGGGGUCAAGGCGAAUAUUUAACUUAUAUCUGCUUGUCAGUAACAAACAAGAAGCCCACGCAGGCAUCCAUCACGAAGGUCAAACAGUUUGAAGGUUCCACGUCGUUUGUUCGGAGAUCACAGUGGAUGCUCGAGCAGCUUCGCCAGGUUAAUGGUAUCGAUCCUAAUCGGGAUUCUGCAGAAUUUGAUUUGUUGUUUGAAAAUGCUUUUGACCAGUGGGUAGCCAGCACAGCCUCAGAAAAAUGCACCUUCUUCCAAAUUCUUCACCACACCUGCCAGAGGUACCUCACAGACAGGAAGCCGGAGUUUAUUAACUGCCAAUCCAAAAUAAUGGGAGGAAACAGCAUCCUGCAUUCAGCUGCCGAUAGCGUAACCAGCGCAGUACAGAAGGCAAGCCAGGCCUUGAAUGAGCGCGGAGAACGGUUAGGCCGAGCUGAGGAGAAGACAGAAGAGCUGAAGAACAGCGCCCAGCAAUUUGCGGAAACUGCGCACAAGCUUGCCAUGAAGCACAAGUGUUGAGAAACUGCCUAUGCUGGCGACCCUCUUAAGAUAAAUGGAAGAUAUUGUGAGCAGUUUUUACAAGAAUUCUGGACCUCCGCUUGCUUCUUUUUUUCCAGUAUUUGGACAUUUAGGGUUUUUGUUUUUCCUUUUCAGACAUUAAUAUGAAAGAAAAGGUGUUGUGUUUAUACAUUUCCCAAAUGAUCUUGCAAGAAAUGCUACAAAAUAGCAUUAGCUUCAUCUUGGCUUUGUUUUUCUCCAGUGUGUGUGCGUGUUUGAAUGGGUUUCUUUUUUAAAAAAAUUUUUUUUGUAGUUUGAAUAUGGAAUUUGGACCAAAUGAUAAACUGAGCUGGGUCGAAACUGGCAACAUGUAUUUUUUUCCUUUUAUAUUGAGCAAGAAGGCAUUCUAAUGUGGUGACACAUCAAAUGCCAUUGUUCCUAGAUGAAAAUAAAAGUCAAGUAGUGAUUGGUUUCAGUCACUCUCCUAGUUACUCUUAAUUUGAAGGUUAAAAUUCUGUAUUAUGGAAAACACUUGGAUUUAUCAGGAGAAACAGCAGUCUUAGAUUUUGCUCAUUGCAUAGUAAUCUUCUGCAUGAACCAUCACCAGCAUUCAAAAAAACAAAUCAGAAUCACAGAUAGAAAUCUACUUUCUGAGUUGCAGUUUAAAUACUCCUGCUACUUGUUUCCAAGCUGAUUAUUUGGAAUUAUCAUAUGAAGGGUAAAAAUUUGAGAGUAAAGACCUAAGGAAAAGCUUUUAAAACCCUCUGUGUAUGCACAGAUGUUUCUCUCUUUUGUCAUUGUCUCAAUUAUGGUAGGUGGUAUUGAAAAGAGCUUGUAUUUUUUUCAAAAAUUGAUUUGUCCAGAUACAGGUCUGUGUCAAUAAUAAUGUGAAAAGAUACUACAUUUAAAAUCUUUGUCCUUUUACAAAAACAUGUCUGUUUUAGAGACAGCCUUACAAUGUCCUUGGGAAGCUGCCUUCAGUUCCUUGGUAUCUGGUUUUGAUGUUGUUACUGCUAUCUAUUUAUUUAACGUAAUUUAACAUGGGAGUUUCUUGACAAAUUGCAUUUCAUGGUAAUUGUGACUUGCCUGGUCUGACAUAAAACCCACAGUCACAAAGCCUUUACAUUGCAGUCAGAUUAAAUAAAGUUGGUCACACACCUCCUGAUCUCCUGUUAACUCAAGAUAUCAACAUAAUAUAGGGUUUAGAGUCUAGAUGCUUUGUUUCCUAGAAGGUUAAAAUGCUAAAACAUAAAAGCUGUGUUUUUGGUUUUGUUUUUUUGCUUUUUUUUAAAUGAAGCAAGGAAGCAAGCUGCACAUCUCAGACACAUUGUCAGCCUCUCUCAUUGCAAGUACAUUGACUUUUAAGCUGCCUGAAUCUUCAGGACCUCUUUCUAUUCCUUUCUAGCCAUUGAGCCAAUUGAGUCUAUAAGUAUCGUAGCCUCUGACAAUAGCAGCAUAAGAUGGCUUUUGGAUUUGUUAAUGCUGAUUUAAAUAGCUUAUGUUCUCCUAAUAAUGCCUUCCCAGGGAGACAGAAAGUUUGUCUAUUAGGCAGGAAAAAAUAUUAGGCAGUGCAUGUCAAAAGGGAGAUGGGAUUUUCCAGGGGUAAAUUUCUGAAUCCUCUUAGAGAGAUGAUCCAAUUCAAGAAAACUCUAUAAAAUGUACAUAAACUAUAUAAGUUUACUAUAAUAUUUUGUACUUUUCUUUUGGUAUCUUAAAAGUUUAAAGAAGCAACAUGACAUUUGGUGAGUAACAUUAGAAGCAAUUACAAUUUCUAAGUCAAGCCCCAAAUAUCAUUCCAAAUAGAUUUUGCUUGCAGACCUUAGUUCAGAACACACACACACACACACACACACACACACACGGAUGUAUUCAUCUUCCCAAAUUGGAUUCUGGUUUCAGAGAUAGAUAGUUGGUAUAAAUAAUUGAAAGGAUAAAUCUAAAACCCCCUGACAAUCGGCCAAACUCAAGAAUAAAAUUGGUUGCAAGCUAUCUAAAAACAGUGUUUGGGAAGUUGCUUCUAAAGCAGCAGGGGAUGAGGUCAUAAGCAUACUGUGAAAUCUGAGAUUCUUCCUCCCAGGUAGAAUUGUGAUAGUUACUCUUGAUAAAUAUGAGUAUUCCACAUCUUGCCCUCUUUCCUUACUCCCUCUGUUUAUCCUUUUAGAACUACAGUUUACUGGAAAUAGCCUCGAUUAGAAGACCAGCCUUCGGUAUCUUCAUUAGCCUCAUCUAUUGACUAGCUUUCUGGUUAUGUUCAUGCCUUUGACCUUCCUAUCUUAACAUCCUACCUAGGCUUCCCCCAGAGAGGCCAAAACAGCAAUCUCUGCCCAUCCUCUACCUCCCAGCAUCUUGCAGAGGAGCCCAGUGAUAACACAAGUAAAGUCCUUUACUGUCCUUUUGUAGAAGGUGCUGCCGUACAAAAUGUUAAUAGAAUCCAACCUAGAGAAAAUUGCUAAAAUCACUCACAUCACUUGGGACCAGUUUGUGUGGUUGAGCUUGCUAGAAGACAUUUCAUUUCUGCUUGUUUCAUUUCUGUACUUCACUAUGAAUUUUGGGAUACUAUAUUUCUGUGAAGGACUUCUCAAAUUGUGUUGACAAUGCAUCGAGAAAAGAAACUUUCCAGUGUUACCACUUCUUCCUGGAACAUAGCUGUAGCAUUCCUCACUAGUAUUAUUAGAUAUCUGUGUACAGGAAGUAUGCAGUUAUUCAGGUUAAUGUUUCAUAUUAAAGAAUGUAUUUGUAAAAUGUAACAAGAUCAGUAGUUAACUUUUUUUAAGCUCUGAAAAAGUUAAGAUUAUGUGUUAGACUUAAAAUUACAGUGAAAUCUGUUUUAAUACUACUUUUGUGGCUAGCAGAGUUUGUGCAUUUAUGUAACAAUAUUUACAGGAUACCCUAAAUAAGGGACAUUAAAGAUAGGUUUCACUCUUACUUUUCAGAAUUGUGACACUGCUGAUGUCUGUUGUACAGUUAUUAAUUCUUCAGAAGUUCUCUAAGAUGUCAAAAAUAAUUUUUGUUUAAUUCAGAGUCAAGUAACACCUGCUCUAUUGAUUCACUAUUAAGCAAACCUAAUUUUGUCAUUAAAUAUUUUAACUGUGAACUGUGAUGAAA